Chanos chanos (milkfish) is the source of this 696-nucleotide messenger RNA. RefSeq names its product histone H1.01-like. Gene Ontology annotation, molecular function: DNA binding. Bases 1 to 696 code for a protein of 231 amino acids. Gene Ontology annotation, cellular component: nucleosome. Lineage: Eukaryota; Metazoa; Chordata; Actinopteri; Gonorynchiformes; Chanidae. The transcript is spliced from 3 exons. The record is from RefSeq and is a predicted model, not a curated record. Gene Ontology annotation, biological process: nucleosome assembly.
AUGACAGAACGUAAGAAGGAGAACAGUAAGAAAUGUGUAAAUCGCACGGUGAAAAAACGAGUAAAUUUGGGGCCGUAUGGUGCGGAGGUAAACGGACAAGAAAAGACAGGACGACCGGUAAAGCCGCGGGGUGGUCUUGGUCUUGGAAAAGCAGGUGCAAGAAGAUUAGGCCAAAUGCUGAAGAGAGCCAUCCAAGACAAUCAAAAAGUCCACGGCACUGACCCUGAACGAAUGCCAAACACGCCUAUUCGCCUUCUGAAACACACUGCUAAAUCAGCCAAGCAGUGUGGGCCUACGGGAACGUCUCCCGGACCACGAGUGUCCCAGCUGAUUCUGAACGUGGUCUCGCAGUGUAAGCGCCGGGGCGGUAUCUCAAUGGAUGAACUAAAACGUGCCCUGGCUGAUGGUGGUUACGACGUGACGAAGAACAACAGCCGUGUGAAUCAGACAGUGAGGGGUCUAGUGCGAAGAGAGACGUUAGUACAGACUGCUGGCUGCGGCGCCUCCGGUUCAUUUAGAAUCAAUAUAAAGGCGGAGAAGCCCAGCGCCCGCGGGGUCAAAAGCGCGGCCCAAACGGAAAAGAACCAGAGCGACCAAGAAGCCUGCUUCCAGGAGGACGUGAACUUUAGUGGACGCCGUGACGAGAUGCGGGUCGACAGACGACGGUUGUUUGAGACUACCCUGCUACUUCACUGA